UGAUGUCAUCAGUGUCAUUUAAGUGCUACUGAAGUACUGUGAAAUGAGUCAUAUAAAAUAGUUCAUCGGUGCAAAAUCAAAAUUUAAAAUACAAAUGUUUGCUACGGAUGAUGGCGAAAAUUAACAUGUGACCAGCAAAACAAAAAGAUUGGUAUAAAAUCAUAUUACUCAAUGACUUUAAGGUGAACAGUUGAAAGACAGAAAUAAAUUCAAGAAAUUAAAAUGAAGUGUUUUACAUUAGUGAUUGUGAUUCUUAGUCUCUAUGCUGGUUAUGCUGCGGCCAUAAGAUGCUUUGAAUGUGAUAGCGACAUGAACAGCACGUGUGCGGACACGUUUGAAGCAAGUGGCUUUCAGCCAAAAGACAAUUGCACGAGCUGUGAAAAGGUUAAAGGGAAGAAGGAAGGCAUUCAAUUUGUAGGACGAACUUGCGAUACGUCGGCACUUCCAGAUAAAUGCCAUUCCGAAACCAUCGAUGGUGUCGAUGGGGACGUCUGUUGGUGCAGCAAAGACCUUUGUAACAGCGCCCUUAGCGUCUUUGCAAGACUAUCCCUUAUUUUGGGUCUUCUUGUCAGACUUAUAUUCUAAUUGUAAACAGUUAUUAGCGGCGAGGUGGCGAUAUGCAAUUUAUACAGCGAACGGCUUGAUUAGUUUCGCUUGAAAAGAUAUAUGUUGCUACUAGAUAUCAUUCAUUCAUUCUUUAGAUAUGUUUGCAUUAAGUAUGUUCAACUUUAUGAUGAAUUGAAGACUAUUGAAGAUUAUCUGUUUACUUUUAAUCAUGAUAUAAAUUAAAAUAUUGUGAAAUUAAGGUAACUACUUUGUGCCACGUUUGAUAAUAAUGCACUUAACAUCCUAUCGAAAGUAUGUGUAUGAAAAUCUAUUAGUCACAAGACUAAUUAUUUUAAAGGUUAUUUAUAACAUGUAUUUGUGUUUAAUAUUUGAUGUGAUACUCAAUUCAAUUUGAUAAUAUGUAUUCCACGUUCUUCUUUGUAUACAAUACUUACGGUGGCUAAUUAGUGUGUGCC
This is a messenger RNA of Dreissena polymorpha, 1022 nucleotides long. Its product is annotated as protein quiver-like. Lineage: Eukaryota; Metazoa; Mollusca; Bivalvia; Myida; Dreissenidae. Gene Ontology annotation, biological process: sleep; positive regulation of voltage-gated potassium channel activity; regulation of synaptic transmission, cholinergic. The transcript has 3 exons. The record is from RefSeq and is a predicted model, not a curated record. Bases 223 to 585 code for a protein of 120 amino acids.